AUGAAAGAAACACCUGCAGAAUUCUCAGUAAAAAUUUAUCUCGCUUUAACACUCCGAUGUGGAAGAUACUUCAUCUCAAGUAGAAAUCAAACAUUUUGCUGGAAAAAAGAUGACAAUGACCAUUCAAUAGACGAGUCACUUUCUUCAGAUGACAAUGACCCUUCGAAAAACAACCGUUGUCCUUCGCAACCGGAGAAUGAAGAGGAGGAUUUUGUUGUGCAAUCCACGAAGAAACUUAAAAGCUGGCAUGUAAGUUCGCGCUUCAUAACUUGGAUAGAGAAAUGUGCAAAUAUGAAAGCCAUUUGGCUAGAUAGACUGGAUGAAGCUACACAAAAAUCUCGCAGCAUUAUAGGAGACAUUGUUGAACAACUAAAAGCAAAUAAUGUUAUUGUAACUCCGGAAUUUUUCGGAAGAGCUUCCGAAAAUUUUCCAUCGGAAACAUUUGAAAGAGAAUUUGAUGUCAUGCUUGUUUAUAACGUGAAGGGAACUAUUGAGAAAAUACCAUCUCCUAUUGCCGACCGCUGUUUUAUGAUGGUAAAAUCUGGAGAAAGCAUACCAAUACCAUCAGUAACUGUCGAGGAUGAUCAUAAUCGUUACUUAAAACCAUCCUCUAUGUUGGAGUACUUUAAAGAAAACAUUGAUAUAAGUUGCAGAAAAUAUGAACGAGAGCAUUGGAAUACAAAUACAGAACUUCGUGGCCAAAGCAUUCUAAUGAAAGUCUCAAUACCGGUUAUUUUUUUUAGUCUUUGA
Helobdella robusta is the source of this 750-nucleotide messenger RNA. RefSeq lists its product as hypothetical. Lineage: Eukaryota; Metazoa; Annelida; Clitellata; Rhynchobdellida; Glossiphoniidae. The coding region runs from base 1 to 750 and encodes 249 amino acids. The transcript is spliced from 5 exons. The record is from RefSeq and is a predicted model, not a curated record.